Molecule: messenger RNA, 813 nt
Organism: Entamoeba invadens IP1
Lineage: Eukaryota; Evosea; Mastigamoebida; Endamoebidae
Exons: 1
Coding region: 1-813 (270 amino acids)
Molecular function (GO): 2-oxoglutaramate amidase activity; omega-amidase activity
Source: RefSeq, a predicted model, not a curated record
AUGGUGUUUACCAUAACAGUUGUACAAUCUGACGUUCAACCGACUAUAGAUGACACUUUGGACACAAUAGCCCAAAUGAUUCGAAGCUCAAAGAAGAGUGAUUUGUACCUGUUGCCCGAGUGCUUCUCAACAGGUUUUGACUCCGAGCUCACCAAAAUAGCUCACAAAAAUAAUGGGGAGCAAGUCACGACGUGGAUGAAGACAAUAGCGGCUGAAACAAAUAGUGCUCUUGUCGGUUCGAUCUUUGUCGAGGACAACGGAAAGUACUUUAAUCGGAUGUUUUUUGUGGACAAAAGUGGUAUAGUAGGAAAGUACGACAAAGUUCACUUAUUCAAGAUGAUGGACAUCGAGUCGUGUUUGACUGCUGGCAAAGAGAAAGUGAUAGUCGAGUGGCGUGGUGUUCGUUUUCUCUUAAGUAUUUGUUUUGACAUCAAGUUCCCUGUAUUCCUUCGAAACACCAAGUUAGAGUACGAUGUCAUUUUGAACGCCUCAAACACUGGUGACUUCUUUAAUCACACCAUCCCUUUGUUGGCUGGAGGAAGGGCUUGUGAGAACAUGUGUUACUGUGUCAUCUCAAAUCGUGUUGGGAAAGACAAAUUGAUGAACACUUAUCUUGGUAAUUCCGCCGCCUCUAAUUACUGGGCUACCCAAUUAAUAACACCAAGUGCGUUGCCAGAGUGUUUAACGUUCACAAUUAAUUUAGACGAGAAGAAUAAAGUCAUCCAAAAAUUCCCAAUUCAAAAGGAUUUCGAUCGCUUCACUUUAGAAAGCCCAUACAAAGAAGUCUUUUAUAAAAAAGAGGUUGAAGAGUGA